GGGAGAUGGUGAUUAGACCUCAACCCCAAUCCAAUAACAGGACACUUCUAAAUUCUAAGAUGAAUAUGAAAAGAAUAAACCAAUAACUUUCAUCUCCGCCGCACCCACAACCUUCCCUUCUUUGAAUGAUCUUGCUUUCCCCUUUCACAACCUCAAUCGGACUCACACUCACACCUUCCGGCAAUGUCGACUCCUGCUAGGAAGAGGCUGAUGAGAGAUUUUAAGAGGCUGCAGCAAGAUCCACCUGCUGGAAUCAGUGGUGCUCCCCAGGAUAACAACAUAAUGCUGUGGAAUGCUGUCAUAUUUGGUCCAGAUGAUACUCCAUGGGAUGGAGGCACGUUUAAGUUGACUCUCCAAUUUUCUGAGGAUUAUCCAAACAAGCCACCAACUGUACGGUUUGUGUCUAGAAUGUUUCAUCCAAACAUUUAUGCGGAUGGAAGUAUUUGUUUGGAUAUAUUACAAAAUCAGUGGAGUCCUAUAUAUGAUGUAGCUGCUAUACUCACUUCUAUCCAGUCAUUGCUCUGUGACCCCAACCCAAAUUCUCCUGCAAACUCAGAAGCAGCGCGAAUGUUUAGCGAGAACAAGCGUGAGUACAAUCGAAGAGUGAGGGAAAUUGUGGAGCAGAGUUGGACAGCCGAUUAAGCUCAUCUUUAUAUGCAUGUAGGCCUUUUAAGGCAUGUGUUAGGUUGCGUUGCUACCUAUAAGAAUCAUUGUGCAAACUUACAAAAUUCCAAGUCUUAUUCCUUGCUGUUUUGAAUGUUCCGAUCAUCUUAUCUUUAAUUCAUAGUAGUUUUUGGGUUGGCCAUGUCAGUUCCUGUAAUAUAGAAUUCUCUGUCAAUUUGAAUCAGAUUGUUGUCAACACAGUUCAAUUUCGUUUAUAUUGUAUGGGUGGGUCAUUUUAUGAUAUGCUCUGACACAGU
Gastrolobium bilobum is the source of this 920-nucleotide messenger RNA. Its product is annotated as ubiquitin-conjugating enzyme E2 2. The record is from RefSeq and is a predicted model, not a curated record. Gene Ontology annotation, molecular function: ubiquitin conjugating enzyme activity. Gene Ontology annotation, biological process: DNA repair; protein polyubiquitination; proteasome-mediated ubiquitin-dependent protein catabolic process. Lineage: Eukaryota; Viridiplantae; Streptophyta; Magnoliopsida; Fabales; Fabaceae. The transcript has 6 exons. The coding region runs from base 184 to 642 and encodes 152 amino acids.